Aedes aegypti (yellow fever mosquito) is the source of this 1495-nucleotide messenger RNA. RefSeq names its product nudix hydrolase 2. NCBI's taxonomy places the organism in Eukaryota, Metazoa, Arthropoda, Insecta, Diptera, Culicidae. The record is from RefSeq and is a predicted model, not a curated record. The coding region runs from base 410 to 1372 and encodes 320 amino acids. Gene Ontology annotation, molecular function: ADP-ribose diphosphatase activity; NAD binding; NADH pyrophosphatase activity. The transcript is spliced from 5 exons.
GGCCCGUUGAGGUGCGUUAUCUCAACCUUGUAGUGUGGGUGCGUCAUUUGUUUAUAUGGUUUAUAUAAACCAUUCGUACGGAGGAGAUAUUCGAUUAUCUCGCUCAGAAGUUGCCAAUCACGGAGAUUCGUUUCAAUUGUAUUCCAGACCGACCAUUGUGAUUUUAGUCGUAUCUUUAUGCAAGAGACAGUGGACUCGCCAUUCUCGUGAAUCGACCGAGUAGACAAUGGGAUCGCACUAUUUCAAUCACUGGAAAAUCUGCUGACCUUGACUCACUACUAGGGUACUCUAUAAUCCACUGCAGCAGUGAACUAUUUUGGCCCACAUUAGACGAAUGUUAAUGAGUUAAAGUGAUCCACGGAAAGCCAGUGCUUAUCAUUUUAGUUCUUUUUGUUUGCACGAAAGUUAAAUGACAAGUGUGCUCAGUCGUACUCGGUUACUGUCCCGGUUUAAACUCAACACCGCUGUGCCGCUAGUUCAGAUUUACGCCAGAAAAAUGAGUGAGAGAGCUGAUACCGUGUUGAAUGCUUCCGACAGCUGGUUCAAUAAGUAUGUUGCCGUCGAGGAUGCCCCGGAUGGAAUCUUCAAAGGAGUUUCCGAUCGAUUCAAUGGAAUCACCGUCGAUUCGAAUCUUGAAACGUGUCAUCCAGAGCAAUUUUCGUCAGUUUUACAAAAAUCUCUCUCCCACUGGACAGACAAUAAAAAACGAGGCAUAUGGUUCAAGGUGUACCUGAAUUCUAGUCACUGGGUUCCAGAACUGGUGAAUAGUCAGUUUAAAUUCCAUCAUGCCAAAGACAACUUCGUAAUGAUGUACCGUUGGUUGCCGUCCGAUGAAACUCCAAAUAUCCCACCAUACGCGCACACAAUGGUCGGAGUCGGUGCUCUAGUCCUAAAUGAUACGAAUCAAAUUCUUGUGGUCAGUGAGAAAAACGCACUCAUCAAGGGUUCAUGGAAGCUCCCAGGUGGUUACGUGGAACCAGGUGAAAACUUCGUUGAAGCGGCCAUCCGGGAGGUCCAGGAGGAGACCAACAUCAAAACGAAAUUCGAAUCGGUUGUUUCGUUACGGCAUGCUCACGGUGCCGGCUUCGGGUGCUCUGAUCUGUACAUAGUCAUGGCUCUUGCGCCGGAAAACAGGGAAAUCGUAAAGUGCGACCGGGAGAUUUCCAAAUGUGAAUGGAUGGACAUUGAGGAUUAUUUGCAGCAUCAAAAGGUGCACGAAACCAAUCGUAAUUUUGUCCGUACUUAUCUGAGGUACAAACAGAACGGAUUGAAGUUCAUUUGCAAGGACGAAGUGCAUUCGAUAUUGAAAAAACAAUACAACAUCUACCAAGUAGAGAUCGAAGAUACCAAACUUCCCAAUAGCUCAUUAUAGUCAAAUGAAUAAGAUUCUCAUGGACGAUGAGCCCGACGCAUGUGGUUUGAAAUGCACUGUCGUCAUAUAUUGUUUUGUAAAUAUUUUUUCCAUGGAAAUAAAACAAUGUUGAAUAUUUGAAAA